GGGCAGCGCGCGUAACACCAACUCUCCAGAACCGGUCGUGCCGUUGUGGCUCAGCAGUCGUGCGUCCAGGAGGCCCGUCCGUUUCGUCGCAGCGGCAGCAGCCUCGCAGUGGCCUCCACGUCGUCACCGUCGCCCUGGCCGCCGCGGGCGGGCGCCUGGCACCCUGAGGGCCCGCCGCCGGACCUACGGCCGCCAUCUGCAGCAUGUCCGUGUCAGUUGUGCACUACCGGGGCAGAUCACCGCCAACAGGCAAGCCCCGCGACGUUGGCCAUGGAAAGGGACUAUGGCCCCCCGUUCCCUUACGGCGGGCCACCGCCUCCACCUCCACCAGCUGCGCACCAGUCAAUGGAUGAUCUGAAGCCCGUCAUUUCGUCGAGUCCACCUCAGGGAUCGCAAGGAAUGCAGCAAGGUCAGCAACACGGUCAGAGCAAGAAGGACUUGGACCGAGUGAAACGGCCCAUGAAUGCGUUUAUGGUGUGGUCUCGCGGGCAGCGAAGAAAGAUGGCUCAGGAGAAUCCAAAGAUGCACAAUUCCGAGAUCUCGAAACGGCUGGGCGCUGAGUGGAAGUUGCUUUCGGAAGCUGAGAAGCGGCCGUUCAUUGACGAAGCAAAGCGGCUGCGCGCCGUUCACAUGAAGGAGCACCCGGACUACAAGUACCGUCCGCGGCGCAAGACCAAAACGCUGCUCAAGAAAGACAAGUAUCCCGGGCCGCUGGGCGGUUCCCUGGUAGACGCGACGCGGCCUCCACCUCAGGUACCCACGACAAGAGACAUGUACCAGAUGAACGGUUACAUGCCCAAUGGGUACCCCAUGAUGGCGGACGCGUACCAGGGGUACGGCGGGGCCCAGAUGGCGCCAUACCCGCGCUACGACGUGUCCCCGCAGCUGGGUGCUCCGUACGUGAACGGUUCGUACGGCGCCGCUUACGGUCCACUCAAGACGUCCGCUGAAUCGAGUCCGACGCCACCGCAAAGUUCCCCUGGUGCGCCGCGUCGUGCCGGGUGCACACCGGACCUCCGGGACAUGAUCACCAUGUACCUGCCUCAAGGAAACGAUGAUCAGCGGCUCGCCAUGCAGUCCCACUACCAGCAACAGCAGCAGCAGGCCGCACAGGACUUGCAGUAGGACUUACGCAUGCGUGAAAGCUGCGACUCCGCGAGGUGAGUGGUGAAAGAUCGUCCUGGAGCGUACCAAAGCCUACCAAAGACCACCCUAAGUUAUUCCCCCCUCUCUUGAGUUCGCCUUCAUCUGUACAAAACCCAUUCCGUGUACAUAGCUCCCCCAAAAGAAAAAACAUGUUGCUCAGCUGCCGUUUUUACCAAGAGACUACUCUGUUGUGUGUCCCCUGUGUGUUUUUUGGACGACGACGAAAAAAUCGUGCACCAUAGUUUUUUUCUUGUUUUUUUUUUCUUUUUUUGUGCGUGGACAGGGACGAAGUGUUUGCCCUAUGCUGUAAAGUCCUUGUUGUCGCGUGGAACAUUGCAGCUAUCAUUUGUACAUAUAUAUACGGCACACUAACUGCCACACCAGCAGACAAUAAAAGACGGAGCCUUUCGAUUAUUGUAAAACG
Ornithodoros turicata is the source of this 1570-nucleotide messenger RNA. RefSeq names its product transcription factor Sox-2-like. The record is from RefSeq and is a predicted model, not a curated record. Lineage: Eukaryota; Metazoa; Arthropoda; Arachnida; Ixodida; Argasidae. Gene Ontology annotation, biological process: anatomical structure morphogenesis; cell differentiation; regulation of DNA-templated transcription. Gene Ontology annotation, molecular function: DNA-binding transcription factor activity, RNA polymerase II-specific; RNA polymerase II cis-regulatory region sequence-specific DNA binding. The coding region runs from base 271 to 1125 and encodes 284 amino acids. The transcript has a single exon.